AUGAGUACAGACGCUUCGGACUAUGAAAUGCAGUUAAGGAAGGAUGAAGGCCAAAAGGAGAUCCAGUCCAGACCGGCCCUAUCGGCUGGGAAGAUCUUCUACAAGCCGGGUGCUAUCGAAGAGGAAACGGAUGAAACUAGCUGUCUAGAUAGUUCAGUGAUGGAGUCUCCGAUGCUGGGAUUGGGAUACGACGGCGGGUUGCUAAGGCCACCGAUGAUAAGACAAUCAAGCAGUCUUCAUAGAGUGCCCACAUACAGUAGCUCCAUCGGCCAUAGCACUGUAUACAGACAUGAGACUUGUAGUGGCCAGUGGUUGGUGAUCCUUCGCGACGAUCGUGAUCUGUGGUUGGUUGUGAACAUGAGUUCCAAACAACCGAGGGCCGCCUCCAGACGGCGCCUCCCAAAAGGCCCUUCUCAGGGCCAACCCCAAGGCCCUUCUCAGGGCCAACCCAAAGGCCCUUCUCAGGGCCACUCACGGGACGCAUCAGCGUCUGAGGCUAGCCGCGCACCGUCGGCGGCAACCCUUCAUAGUGUGGGCCAAACCACGGACUACUCGGACACCGAGUCCGUGAUGAGCGUGUCAGAUUGUGGUUCGAUCCGCCGCGAGUCCAGGAAGCGAUUCCUGCGACAAAAGUCCGGGGGAUCUCCCGACGCUGCCAGGACACCCGCAAAACGGGCCAUAAUAGAGGCGGAUCUAGAGGAAGUGGUUGCCUCUAAGGAGAAGGUCGCGCGGACGACCAGAGCUAAGGCCGGCUACGGCGCAGUUACCGUCCGCUAUGGGGACCACUCCGUAGAGGAGAUGGAGCGCAUGGCUCUCGAGGACCAGGGGGAAAUUAUUGAGGUGGCCUCCAAGUCCUCAAACCUAAAGGGGACCUUCCAAAAGGCCCUCAAAUGUCGGGCAGCCAGCCUAAUGGGCAUUGUUAGGGAACUUUCGCAGCGCACUACGUCCAACGAGACGCGGUUACUGCAGGCGAAAGUUGACCGCCUGCAGAAGGAGAUGUCUGCGCUGCACGCUCGCAUUGCCGAGCUUAUGGCAAGGUCUGAAGGGACCUCGGAAGGUCCGGCGGUGGCGGCGGCCCCCUCCAAUCUUGAGGACAUCAUCCGAAAGGUGGUCAUGGAGGAGAGGGCCUUUACAAAAGCCUGCUUCGCAGGCAUUGAGGACCGGCUGCUGCCGGAAAAGAGGCUCCGCCCUCCACUCGACAGGACCUCUACUGCACCGCCGCCCCAAGAAGCAGCGCCAGCGCAGAAGGAGCAGCCCAAGGCCACGAAGGCAGGCAAAGGGAAGGGGAAGGGAAAGAAGUCCCCUUCGGCCCCUACCUCACAGGCGGGAGCCAGCGCUGCUCCAGCGCCCGCCCAAGCUCUUGUAAGGGAAGAUGCCCUGCUGCCUUCUACCACACCCUCCAACGAGCCAUGGAAGAAGGUGGUUGGCAAGAAGCAGCGAAAGGGGAAAAAGCCGGUACCUGAGUCCCUGGCAGCCAAUAAAGCUCCGGCGGGAAAGAGGAGGAAGCUCGCUCCUCCAAAAACCGCGGCCGUAGUGGUGACCCUCACAGCGGAAGCUGUUACACGUGGGGAGACGUACGAGUCCGUGCUGCGACGGGCUCGUGCAAAUAUCGACCCCGUGCAACCGGGCAGUCGUGACCGCGACAUUAUCGCGUGCGAUGCUUCAGGAUUCACACGAGCACCGGGGGAUGAAGACGCAGACGAUCCGCUGCUAGUGAAGCGAGCACACGACAUGCACGCUGACCCGGAGUCACCCAGCCGCGAGGAGGCCCAACUCCUCACCGACGACUGGUAUAAAGUGAAACCAGUGUCGGGGAACGGGAAUCUUUCACCAGGAGUCUAUUAUCCUUCAGGCAGCAAGAGGUUCGUCGAUCGACCUGUGCCGUCUCCAAUAACACCGAGCCGUUCUCAUAGACAUGGAGCCUCGAGAAGAACAAGACGAAGGGCGAUUCUCAAAAAUGGUGAAUGUAAUAUUCUUAAGUCGAAGAUCUCACAGCGUCGGCUGCGUUUUCUCCAGGACAUGUUCACGACCCUUGUCGACGCUCAAUGGCGCUGGACCCUACUCAUAUUCACGCUAUCAUUCAUACUUUCUUGGCUGGGGUUCGCUCUUAUAUGGUGGCUGAUUGCCGUUACACACGGAGACCUGGAACCAGAGCAUUUACCACCUAUGCAAGAGUCAUCGAAUUGGAAGCCCUGUGUUUUUAAUAUUUACGAUUUCACUUCAUGUUUUCUAUUUAGUAUUGAAACUCAACACACCAUUGGAUAUGGUUCUCGUACGACUACAGAGGAAUGUCCAGAAGCUAUAUUCAUAAUGUGUCUACAAAGUAUAGUCGGUGUGAUGAUCCAAGCCUUUAUGGUGGGCAUUGUAUUUGCAAAAAUGACAAGACCUAAACAUAGAACGCAAACGCUUCUAUUUUCAAGAUAUGCUGUUGUCUGUCAGAGAGACGGAGAAUUGUGCCUUAUGUUUAGGGUCGGUGAUUUGAGAAAAUCUCAUAUAAUCGGAGCAAGUGUGCGGGCUCAAUUAAUUCGAACGAGAACAACAAAGGAAGGCGAAGUACUCUCACAUUACCAGACAGAAUUAGAACUAAAUGCAGACGGCUGUGAUAGUAAUCUGUUCUUUAUAUGGCCAAUUACAAUGGUCCAUCGUAUUAAUGCAAGCAGUCCUUUCUAUGGAGUGUCUGCGGCAGACGUGCUUCAAGAGAAAUUUGAAAUCGUUGUUAUUCUGGAGGGUACUAUUGAAUCUACCGGACAGACAACACAGGCGCGAUCUAGUUAUACAACAAGUGAAAUAAUGUGGGGACAUAGAUUUGUGCCAUUAGUGUCAUAUAACCGUGAACGCCAGGGCUACGAGGUAGAUUAUUCUAAAUUCGAGGAGACAUCGCAAGUGGAUACGCCCCUUUGUUCUGCAAAAGAAUUGGACGAAUUUUACGGUACUCAAGCUGAGCGUAGAUCAAUCGAGAGCACAGAGCCUAUGGUCCUCAGAUUACCAGAGCGUCACGAUCCCGAACCGGUGCCCAAAGCGGAACACAAAAACGGAGACUUCACCGUCACUCUAUAA
Danaus chrysippus (African queen) is the source of this 3057-nucleotide messenger RNA. The record is from the annotation of a GenBank genome assembly. Lineage: Eukaryota; Metazoa; Arthropoda; Insecta; Lepidoptera; Nymphalidae.